GUUAGUGGAUAUGGCUUAUUGCACAGAGAUCUGUCGGAGAAGGAACGCGCGGACCAGGACCAUCUGAUGCGGAUACUGCAACGACAUAAGCUCACGGCGUUGAACACGUGGAGCAGAAAGUCCAACGCUGCCACAUAUGUUCAUGCAAAGGGAGGUAGCCAGAUCGACUUCGUGUGCUCACGCAAAUCAGUUGCGGACGGAGAGGCAAAGCGGGCGAGGCCGGUGGACACAUACAUGGCCGGCUGGAGGGUUACAGGGCACAAGCCGGUAAUAGCCUCCAUUCCCCAUCGCUGGACUCCGUGGAAGCAGCCAAAGCGGCAGGACAACAAUGUUUUGAAGGAUUUAGGCGACAACGCGCCACUGCUACGGUACUGUCAAGAAAACCAGCCUUGUAAUGUCACGCAGCUGAGGGAGGCCGUACAAAGAGCUGGUGGCAUAGCACCGAUGAAGGCCAAGAAGCCGGAGCUCGCUCCAGUGGACGACUCGAUCAGCGGAUGCUGGAAACUGCGUCGCAAACUCCACAUUGCUCAGACGGCGCAUAGAAAUCUCAAGAAAGCGCUACGUGCUCGCAAGCGGCAGCGCACCCUGGAACUGCUGUCGCAAGCCGAGAAGGCAGCCAGUAAGAAUGAUGUCAGGGGAUUGUAUGGCAUCGUCAAUUUACUUUGUCCAAACAAGAAUGCGCUGCGCAUCAGGCUAAGGGAUAAGGAUGGCAAUUUGAUGUGUGGAGCCGAUGAGUGUCGUGAGCUAGCACAGUACGCGAGGGAACUCUUCAUGGCGCCGGAGUACCCGAAGCUGCAGCUGCUACCAAUCGCGGCAGAGGAGAUGUGCAUUGAGCGCUGGCUGCGUGCAGCAAGGAAGCUGCAAGCUGAGAAGGCGGCACCCAACAACUCCCCCCCGCUUCGGAACUGGAAACAGCAUAGUGAGCCUGUUGUCACCAUUCUCCAAAAGCUGGCUUCAGGCAGUCUGUGUUGUGAGGAACCAGUCAUACCAACGGAAUGGACGGAGGUACAGUUGGCGUGGCUGGCAAAGCCGCGGAAGAGCCCGAGUACGCCGGCAAAUCUGAGGACGGUGGGUCUGAUGGCAGGGGACACCAAGAUGUUCAUGAUGGUUCUGAAAGAAGCUAUUUCCGAAAGGGUCAUGCAGGGAUUGUGGGACAUUCCCCAAUUUGCGUAUCGCAAGUUCUCCAGCACGAUUGAUGCUUUGCUCAGGGGCAGUCUUCACUGCGAGCAG
Molecule: messenger RNA, 1230 nt
Organism: Symbiodinium sp. CCMP2456
Lineage: Eukaryota; Dinophyceae; Suessiales; Symbiodiniaceae
Source: the annotation of a GenBank genome assembly